Amphiprion ocellaris (clown anemonefish) is the source of this 1353-nucleotide messenger RNA. RefSeq names its product oligodendrocyte transcription factor 1. Gene Ontology annotation, molecular function: protein dimerization activity. Bases 276 to 1046 code for a protein of 256 amino acids. NCBI's taxonomy places the organism in Eukaryota, Metazoa, Chordata, Actinopteri, Pomacentridae. The record is from RefSeq and is a predicted model, not a curated record. The transcript has a single exon.
UUAGCUCACUUCUCCUCAGUGGGAGCCGUCACUCUCGCCUCACGCAGCUGUGGAACUGAGAUAAAACCAAGCGGCCGCUUCGGGAGGCUCUCGGUUACCGGCUUGUGGAGCCAGAAGCCGACGCUGUGCUGGAUGGCAGCUGGAGGUUUCCUGCAGGCAGAGGGGAGAUCAACAGGUGGAGGGAAGGAGGACGGGAUUCUGCAGUUGGUGGAUUUUUCUUCCGUGUUUCUGCUUUGACUGUUUCUCACACUUUAGCUGAAGCGCAGCUCCAGACUAUGAAUGUUCUGUCCAACCCGGUGAUCAGGGCCCAGGAGCCCCUCUGUGGCCCCGGCUCCGUGCAGGACUUACCCCACUGCCCUCCAGGCUUCAGCCUCAGCUCCCGCCUCAAUCCUGCCCCGAUGCUCGGCCUCCAGACCGGCCAGAGGUCCACCAAACCGCAGAGGGAGCUGAGCCCUGAGGAGCAGCAGGAGCUGAGGAGGAAGAUCAACAGCAGGGAGAGGAAGAGGAUGCAGGACUUGAACAUCGCCAUGGAUGCUCUGAGGGAGGUGAUGGUGCCGUAUGCCUCCUCGCCUUCCUCUGCCUCCUCCCAGUCCCACCAGCCUGGAGCUCCUCCAGGCCGGAGGCUCUCCAAGAUCUCCACCCUGGUCCUGGCCAGGAACUACAUCCUGCUGCUGGGCUCCUCCCUGCAGGAGAUGAGGCGUCUGCUGGGGGAGGUGAGCGUCGGGAUGGGGGUGAACACGGGGCCCGUCCCCCGGCUGCUGCUGGCUGGAGGGUGGCCCCUCAUCUCGGGCCCCGGUCAGCUCCUCCUCACCCAGGAGUCCCUCCUCUCCUCAGCCUCCUCCUCCUCCUCCUCCUCCUCCUCCUCCUCUUCAUCGUCCUCUGCAGCAGCUAAGUGUCCCCUGCUGUCUCCGGGCCCCAUGGAGGCCUCACUGGCCCCGGUGCAGUGGAGCUCAGCAGGGGCCUCCGGAGGGCCCCUGUGCCCCUGUGGGGUCUGCAGACUGCCCAGGUUCAACCACCCGGCUCCAGCUCCACGGUUCCCAAAGUGACUCCUGGAGAUGGAGAAGAUGUGGAAGACUAGAUGACUGUUCAUGUAUGCAGCCUUUAACAUGUUAAUAAUAGAAUAUUUUACUACUCACACUUAGGCUUCGUUCUUUUUUAAAUCUAAUAAUAUCUCUUUGGUUAUGAGCAUUUUAUUAUGUUUCUUAUGUUACAGAAAUCCAGUUAACUCAUUAGAUAAUUCUAAUUUCAGUGUGAAUGUUCCACAGACUGCAGAGUUCUGCUGUAGCUGGAUGAAUGAAGGUCAGAUCCCUGGAUAAAGGGCUCUUACAAAUAAAGUUUUGCUAGUUAAAGGCA